AUGAGCCGAGCCCCCCCGUCCUGGGCAGCCUGGCCCCGGGGCAGCAGCAUGGGGUCCGGCGGCCCCCGGUGCCUCCUCCGCGCGCUCUGCAUCCUCUCGGUGCUGGCCGGGCGCCUGCCCCCCACCACAGCCCAGUGGUUUUACCCCCUGGGCUCAGAGGACACCACACCUGAUCCAGACACCAGCCCCACGGCCCCCACGGAGCCCAUCCUGGACGGGGAGGAAGACGGAGAUGCCGGCGGCGUGGAGCCCACGCGGAAGGUGCUGCUGAGCAAACCCCCACUGGCGACGGCCCCCAGACGCCGGGAGCCCCUCGCCAGGGGAGCUGCGAAGGGUCCGGGCCAUUCCCCACCACGCACACGAGGCCAGCACCGACCCACGGCCACCCAGGAGAUCUUCGAGGGGAGCGCGGAGGAAGAGGAGUUCCUGCAGAUCAAGACAACGGCGAAGGGGCUGCCCCGGCGGGUGCCCCCAGCCCUGGAGAAGGACCCUGCCCUCCAGAUACACAACGGCUCCGGCUGCAUCUGCCCCGUGCGCCCCGGCCCUCCUGGCCCAAAGGGAGAGAAAGGCGACCGAGGGUCCCCGGGAGAGAAAGGCCAGCCCGGAUUCUCUGGGGAAAGAGGGAAGUCCGGCAGCCCGGGGCAGCCAGGUCACCAGGGUCCUCGGGGCCCCCCGGGUCCGCCGGGACCCCCGGGACCCCCGGGACCCCCAGGCACGUGGGGAGCCAGGAGCCCACCUGCACCCGUAGCCCUGCCCGAGGGGUCGGUGAAUGAGCUGGGAGCAUCCAGCCCUGCGGGAAACCCAGGACCCCCAGGUCCCCCCGGGCUGCCCGGCCUGCCAGGACCCCCAGGCUACCCAGGCCACGAAGGGCCCCCGGGGGUCCCUGGGCGGGAGGGGCAGCCGGGACCCCCAGGCCUGCCAGGGGCUGUGGGACCACCCGGUUUCCCCGGGGCUGAAGGACCUCCGGGGUCUCCAGGCUCAGCUGGGCCAGAUGGACCCCCGGGGGCACCAGGGCUGCCAGGACCACAGGGUCUCCCCGGGGUGCCUGGGCACGAAGGACCCCCCGGUCCCACAGGACCUGCGUCGCUCCCUGGCAAACCAGGGCUCCGAGGGGAGCCGGGGUUCCCCGGACUAAAGGGUGAGAAGGGCGAGCACGGACUGCCGGGCAUGCCGGGGAGCCCUGGCCGGACCGGAGAGAUGGGGUCCCCGGGCAUGCCCGGUCCCAUGGGGCCGCCGGGGCCACCGGGGGACUACAGGUGUGACCCCCACCACGCAGGGCACCGCGGGUCAGCCGGGCCGCCGGGCCCCAAGGGAGAAAAGGGUGACCCCGGAGAGCAGGGGUGCUGCUACGGGGAACACGGGUGCAAACCAGGCCACCUCCCCUUGCCCAGCACCGGCAGCCAGUCCGGCUCCUGGGUGCCCAUCAGUGGGUACCACACGGGCGGCAAAGAGGAUACAGAGGUUUACGGAGCGAUCAUCCCUCAUGGUCUUCGAGGUCCCCCUGGGAACCCUGGGCCCCCCGGGCCCCCCGGCCCCCCUGGAGCACCAGGUCUCCUCUACCUCAAUAGGGUUUACCCCAUCCGUGCCCAGCCACCCUGCAAGCAGCCGGCAGCCGGCAAUACAGGCUGGCCAGCAGAUGCUGACGUCCCUCAGACUGAGCCACCGGACUCCCACACCGAUCUCCGGCGCCAGACGUGGGUCUUCAGGUCCAAGGAGCUGAUGCUGAAGUCGGGCAGCGCCGUGCCCGAGGGGAGCCUGGUCUACGUGCGGGAAGGGAGCAGCGCCUUCCUCCGGACCCCCACGGGCUGGAGCCGCCUCCUGCUGGAGGAUUCGGAGUCGCUCUUCGCCGGGGACGACCCCUCCGCCUCCACCCCACAGUACCAGGAGGCGAAGCAGGUGAAGACGAGAGAUCCGGACACGGGGCCGUCCACGCUGGCCCCACCGGACUCGCUGGCCCAGAAGGUGGAGGGACAAGGGCUGCCCCAGAUGCUGCCAACCACCAUCGUCCCACGGAUCCCAUCACUCCGCCUGGCCGCCCUGAACGUGCCCCUCGCCGGCGACAUGAGCGGGAUCCGCGGCGCCGACCUGCAGUGCUACCGGCAGUCCCAGGAGGCUCAGCUCUACGGCACCUUCCGGGCGUUCCUGUCAGCCCCCACCCAGGACCUGGCCUCCAUCGUCAAGAGGACGGACAGGACCCUCCCCAUCGUCAACCUGAAGGGCCAGCUGCUGGCCAAGUCCUGGAGCUCCCUCUUCGAGGGCCAGGCCGGGGCGGCCCCACGGAGCCCCAUCUACUCCUUCAACGGGCGCAACAUCCUGACAGAUCCCCUCUGGCCUCGACGGCUGGCCUGGCACGGGUCCACGCCGCGGGGUGGCCAAGCCCGCAGGCGGGAUUGCCAGGGCUGGCACAGCUCUGGCCCCGGGGUGGGUCUGGCCACCCCCCUGGGCGAGGGCAGGCUGCUGGCCGGGCAGCGGCACAACUGUUCCGAGGCGCUGGCGGUGCUCUGCGUGGAGGUGGCCUUUCCUUACCGGCACAUGUGGUGACCCCCAGCCGCACGUCCCAGGCAGCCCCUGCCCCUACCCCCGCAUCCUCUGGGGCUGGGGAAACAGCCCCGGGAACCCUGUGG
This is a messenger RNA of Tyto alba (common barn owl), 2624 nucleotides long. Its product is annotated as collagen alpha-1(XVIII) chain-like. The transcript has 23 exons. Bases 1 to 2541 code for a protein of 846 amino acids. The record is from RefSeq and is a predicted model, not a curated record. NCBI's taxonomy places the organism in Eukaryota, Metazoa, Chordata, Aves, Strigiformes, Tytonidae.